AACAGAUGAUACAGCAUUGCGCGGUAUGAGCUCAGAAAUGGAACAAAAGAAAUCAUCCUAAAACAGGGAAUGGUGGGAGCACGGAUGUGGAAAGUAUAGAAGUUAUUUUGAACCCAUUAGCAAAGGCAAAUCAUUAUUUGGGCCCUGAUUUAAAGGGUAGUCUUUUGGCAAAUUUGCUGUAAGCGCGUUGCUCCCCACCAAAGCCAGCUACAGGGGAGGGACUGCCGAUUUCUCGACUUUGCAGCUCUGAAUGAAGGGGAGGGGGUCCGUAGACCGAAAUUGAUGGUAGUGGGCUACUGAGGAAGACUACUCCUCUUGAUAUUAAAGGCAAAAUACACAUUUCAGUCGAACACAGCAGAGUUGGUGAAACGGGACGGUGGUGAAACAUGGAGAUGUCUGAGGGGCUGUCACAGCAGGAGAGACUCCAGGCUAUGGCGGAGAAGAGGAAGAGGCAGACAGAGAUUGAGAAUAAGAAGAGACAGCUGGAAGAUGACAGGAGACAGCUCUCUCACCUCAAGCAAAAGUCCCUGAGGGAAAGAUGGCUGCUGGAUGGAGCUGCUGGCUCGGAGCAGGACGAGGCCAAGAAACAGCUUGCGGAGGACGAGGCCAAGCUCAAGGGUAUGGAGGAGAACAUCAUUAGAAUGGAGCAGGAACUGGAGGUGCUGGAGACGGGCGUGUCGGCGACCUCUACCAAAGAGAGCCUGACAGACGCAGCAACGAAGGAGGAAGCCAAGACAGCAGACAACAAAGCUCCGGCAGGCACUGUGCACGCAAUGUACUCAGUAGAGAUCACCGUUGAGAGGGACAAUGUCACAGGCGAGACUAAGGUGUUGUCCACCAACACCCUACUGCCCAUUAACCUCACUGGGCAAGGGGUCAAGGUGUAUGAGGAUUACCAGAAAGUGGUACACGAGGUGAACGGGGAGAACGGGGUCCACCAGCUCAGCGCCAAUGAGGUGGACGAGCUCAUCCACAAAGCCGACGAGUCCAUGAUGAGCGACGCCACCACCGCUGGUGCCACCUCCACUGCCCCCGUCGUCCCCACCGAUGCUGAGUUAGCCGCGGAGCAGCAGACGACACCACAGAAGGAGAUCACUGGCAUGGAGGCCAAGGCGGGCGGCGCCAGUCCCCAGCCAGGUGGAGGUGAGGUGGAGGCCAGUGCCGAGAACCCCGUCACCAUGGUGUUCAUGGGCUACCAAAGCGUGGAGGAUGAGGCGGAAACCAACAAGGUGCUGGGCCUGGAGGGCACCGUCAAGGCCCAGCUGGUGGUCAUCGAGGACGGCGAGGGCAAGAAUGUGACGGUGGGGCCCAACCCCGCCACUGUGACCGUCACCGAGGGAGGCACCAAGGAAGAGCAGUCGCCCCCGCCCAACGGCAGUGCCGCCGAUCCCGUUAAGACCCCCCAGGAGAAGGCCCCCGUGGGGGAGAAGGGGGGCGAGCCAGAGGGGGGCGCCACUGAGCUCAACAAUAAGGAAAAGCAGCCCUGCAAGUGCUGCACCAUCAUGUGAGCCACCGUUGUGUGGCCGCAUUCCCCCCGGGACUUGACUUUUCAAGGAGAAAAUGACAAACCAACAACAACCAUAGCGUGAAAAAAACCCAACAAAAACUCACCCCUUUCCCGUUAGCCCCCCUCCCGACAAAAAAAGGCAUAAAUGUUCUGUAUCUUUUGAUAGCCGGCUGUUGUUUCUCAACUUCAUUUUCAUCUCUUGUUUUAUAUAUUUCAUUUCAUUUUUCUCCUUUCAUUCUUUUAACUUUUGUAUGAUUUUGGGUUGUGAUUGAAACGGAUGGUGCCAAAGGCGAGCCAUCCCUGCGUUUUCACACUUUGAGGUUUCUGAGGGAGAGAGGAGAUAGAAAAGGAAAGAUAGAGGGAGAGAAAGACAGAGGAACUGGUUCGUUAACACACCCAGCAUUGUCCAACAAGCUUUUUUUUAAAUGACAUCUCUAAUACACCGUCAUGAGUUUUGUAAUCUUAACUUUCUGUAUGAAGGACAGAUAUAUGUCUCUAUAUAUCUAAAUAUAUAAAUUCUUUAUUUUAAAGAUAUAUUUAUUUGACUUUUUUUAUUUUUUGAAAAAGCCCUGACAGAAGCAUGUUAUACGUUGUGCUUUCUGUCCUCUGCUAGUGCAUAUUAGAUAAAAACAUGGGGAAAUAUUUAUGACUGAUAAAGCUGUUAAAGAAUUCUCUUGGAUUUUGUUUUCCAGAAAGAAAGAAAAAAGAAAAGGGACUGUGGAAUUUCUGAGACAGACACCAACCACUCUGCUAUCUGGAAGUGACAUGCAAUGAGACGUGAUAUUGAUGACAUCAUUGUACUGUGUGUGUGUGUGUGUAUGGAUAUCUGUGAGUGGGUGUAUGAGCAUGCAUGGAUGUGUGUUUGAAUGUGUGUGUGUUGGAUUACAAUGGCCUCAUUGGUCCUUAUGUCAUCCUACACUACACUACCCACAAUCCCCAUCACCUCUUUUCUUUCUGGAAGAAAAAAACAAUUACUCGCUUAUUUUUUUUUGGUCAUUUUCCUGCGCCCAAAUCAACUACACUAGUUCGACAACACGAGUAAUGAAAUGAAUAACAUGCGUGAAGGUCUUUCAUACCGAAGCUUGAGACUGAUGAAAUGAAUGUCCCUGUGUAAGCCUUGACGUUUGUGUGGUUCACCCCCACUUAACUACAUUACCAAGAAUACAACUACGCCUUUAAAAUAAAUAAUGCCUUUGUGAUAACAGUAUUAACUAUUUUUACUUUAACUCAAUGACAUAAUCCAAGCUCUGGCUCCUGAUGUGAUGACCUACCAACAACUGUGUUUUGAUAUGAUGGUCGGCCUGGACAGGCCCUUCCAACGUCCAAAAGAUUUUCAGUUGGAUAUCAACUACUGUGGAAUUGGUGCAUAGAGCAUAGUCUGUUGUUUUCAACCUUGGCACAGCAGCGCAUAUACUAAACGGUGUUGCAAAUACUGUAAGAAGUUGCUCCAUUCAGACUUUUAGGAUGAGUGCCAUUUGGAGGGGGUUGGGGGUCAUAUUGUAUGUCGCCCUCAGAGUUGGUGUGGAAGGAGCUUCACUUUAAGGGUAUUUGGUUUCCUGUUUGAACUCUACUGUUAGGCCCUAGUUUUGUCAUUUAAGGGAAACAAAACCAAACAAAAGUUGAAGUAGGCCUACUUUUCAUUCAGUGUAUCUAUCUAUCAACAUGCUAGGCCUGAGGCAAAAAGCAUGGAAUUUCAACAUUUUUACAGUCCUAGAAGUUGACAGAAUCCUUUUCCACAGGGAGUGGCAAAUUUCACUCCAAAUUCAAUGUUGCAAUAAUAUUUUUAUUUUCCUCACAGAUAUUUUUUUUUGCGGUGUAGCUCAAAUUGAACAGCUGUGUUUUACUUUUGUGUGCGUUUUUGCUGCAUUAUGGGUGCCUGUAGCUAUAGAAUAUUUUACUUCUUACUUAUUUUUGCCAUCUUGGAGCCAAAUUUCCAGCUGAGCUGAGAGUCAUGUUAUUAUUGUCCAGUGUAUUUUUCCAGUGGUGAGUUGAGUCAGUUGAGUUGAAUUGGUCAAGCUAGGAGCCAGAUCUUUUCAACCGACGCACUGACACGUGGACCAUGUAAACGUGGUCCAUGUACUAUUCGCAUGCAGAAUAAAACAAACAUUUUGUUUUCAAAGAUGGCUAAAUAGUGGAUGGUCUGCGUUAUCUUGAAGUGAGUCAAAGGUGUGAGCUCUCUCCAGCAAGAGGUUGACCGACCUUGGGUGAUGUUUGCCUAAUCCUCGUUUAAUAUUGUUCCAUGUGCAUUUGUACCUAUCCAUUGAUAUUUAUAGAGCUCUAUAGGUUAUUUUAACGGUGUAUGUCAUUGGGCUCCCGAGUGGGGCAGCGGUCCAAGGCACUGCAUCUCUGUGCAAGAGGGCAUCACUACAGUCCCUGGUUCGAAUCCGGGCUGUAUCACAUCCGGCUGUGAUUCGGAGUCAAAUAGGACGGCGCACAAUUGGCUCAUUGUAAAUGAGAAUUUUGUUCUUAACUGACUUGCCUAGUUAAAAGAAAGGUUAAAUAAAUAAACGUCUUUGUGAGGGUUCAAAUCAAGAACUGGAUGGACAUAGAUAAAUAAAAUAAACAUCUGAUAACAAGGUCUGAUAAGCCUUGUCAGAAUAAUGCUAGUGAAUCCAGUACAUUGUAGAAAAAACCCGAAUGGAACAUCUAUUCAUUUCAUCGUGUAGAAUAUAUCAUGAAACAAAUGUAUUUUGCCAAUCCCCUUCAAUCCCACCUCCUCCUGUGCGUUCAAAUGGGCAGGGCAAUCAUUGAUAUGCCGACACCUUCUCCAAUAUGCCGCUCAGCAUCCAGCAAGGAGGAAGGAGCAGAAAAAGCUGACUCAGUGUACAGUCAGUGUACAGUCAAUGUACAGUCAGUGUGACAUGGCCUGACUCUCUAGACUGCUCUUUGUCUCUGUGAGUGGGCGCUGGUCACGACGAGGGCCACAGACAUGUGCGUUACUCUAUAGGACUGUCAGCAUGGGUUGUUGGUCUAGAAGUUGUCCCGACAAAAACACUGCCUUCGAUCCGUUCAGGCAUCACUGAAGACCGGUCCUCGUCAAGUCACAUUCCCACACUGCUGGAUCCAAACCUAUGCAAGAACUCCCAUGCUAACGAAUCACCAUCUAGGUACAGCAUAUAGGACUGGAUUUAAGGUCAUCAGUAUAUU
Molecule: messenger RNA, 4654 nt
Organism: Oncorhynchus gorbuscha (pink salmon)
Lineage: Eukaryota; Metazoa; Chordata; Actinopteri; Salmoniformes; Salmonidae
Gene: palm1a
Product: paralemmin 1a
Exons: 8
Coding region: 387-1508 (373 amino acids)
Biological process (GO): regulation of cell shape
Cellular component (GO): membrane
Source: RefSeq, a predicted model, not a curated record